Molecule: messenger RNA, 1131 nt
Organism: Eimeria mitis
Lineage: Eukaryota; Apicomplexa; Conoidasida; Eucoccidiorida; Eimeriidae
Exons: 3
Coding region: 1-1131 (376 amino acids)
Source: RefSeq, a predicted model, not a curated record
AUGGCGAGAGAAGACCGCUGGAAGACUGCAUUCAGAUCAAUCCAAGGACUAUUUGAAUUGACAGAGGAAUGUUCUUUCACCGUGGCGAAUGGAGAAAUCAUUAAGAUUCAUAGGGAGGUACCGAGAUUAACGAUAAUUUGCGGGGGCGAAUGCUUUACGGGAAACUUUCUGGUAGGUCAGGUGCCGUACGCUGUGAUCCUCGGGAUCGAUUGGCUUGAUAAGUAUAGAGUGGCGUGGUUCUUUGAGUCGGAUAAACUUAGAACGUAUGUAAAUGGAAGAACGUGUAGCUUACCGGUGCUAAGAAGAGAAGGUGAGAGGCCUAAGGGGUCUGUGGGAAACUGGGAGGCGGACAAAACGGAGGCGGACUGUGCCUAUGAAGAGUUAGCUAAUCAAAUAUCUAAGAUGACGGCUGAGGAAGCAGCGGUAUUUUUACGUUCUCCUACUAAGCGCUAUAAGGCGAAGCGUGGGAAGGCGGGUAGGAUAAAAAUUAAGGAAGUAAUUAAUCAGGCUAGGAAGAAUACUGAGGAAAUGAAGGGAACAAUUCAGGGAUUAAACUGCAUUGUUAUGUUGCCUGAAGCCGAAGUCGAUGUAGACCAACAUAAACCGAUUGUGGGACAAGGCCACAUGAUAUGCGCUAUUUUAGAGCGGCCAGCGAAUCCCGCGGAUCGAAAGCGGAAGGAGAACUGUCUGUGGGAUCAAGGGAAGCAUGAAGACAAGGAAGAAUCACCCUGGCCUAAUGCCAUUCUGGAAUUCACGGAGUUUGACAAAUGGAUCGAAGGCGUAGAGGCCCGCAGCUUACCUGUGCCGCUCCUUCAACUAUUGGGGCAAUACCGGCCUUUGUUCCCUGAUAGCCUCCCGAACGGACUCCCUCCUAAGAGGCCCUUUGACCAUAGAAUACUUCUUAUCCCUGGGAAGUUACCUACAAAGGCACCUAUCUAUAAAAUGCCACCAGAUCAUCUGCUCAAUCACUCUCAGGAAAUAGAACGACUCUGUGCAAAGGGGUGGAUCAGUCCAACUUACUCUCCAAUUUGCGCCCCGACGAUCAUGCUCGAUAAAAGAGAUGACGGGUCGGGAGAAAGGAAGAGAAGACUGCAUUCAGAUCAAUCCAAGGACUAUUCGAAUAUAAGGUGA